Ostreococcus tauri is the source of this 3228-nucleotide messenger RNA. Its product is annotated as RecF/RecN/SMC, N-terminal. The transcript has a single exon. NCBI's taxonomy places the organism in Eukaryota, Viridiplantae, Chlorophyta, Mamiellophyceae, Mamiellales, Bathycoccaceae. Gene Ontology annotation, cellular component: Smc5-Smc6 complex. Bases 1 to 3228 code for a protein of 1075 amino acids. Gene Ontology annotation, biological process: double-strand break repair via homologous recombination. The record is from RefSeq and is a predicted model, not a curated record. Gene Ontology annotation, molecular function: ATP binding; ATP hydrolysis activity.
AUGGCGCGCGCGGACGACGACGAACGGGGACGAAAGCGACGGCGCGAGAGCGCGGGAGAUGGGUUCGGCGUACGCGCGGAGCGCGAGUACGUGCCGGGCGCGGUGAUGCGUGUUCGAAUGAAAAACUUCAUGACGCACGGUGACGUGACGUUCGAACCCGGACCGCGAUUGAACGUCGUCGUGGGACCGAAUGGCGUGGGGAAAUCGGCGUUCGUGUGCGCGGUGUGCGUCGGACUGGGAGGGUCGACGAAACUGUUGGGACGCGCGGGAUCGAUUCAAGAUUUCGUGAAGCGCGGGACGGAGAGCGCGUGGACGGAGAUCACGCUGCGAGGGCGAGAGGUGGGGAAACCGAUCGUAAUCAGGCGGGAUUUUAAGAAUCGUGAUGGUGGGGCGUCGAGAUGGAAGAUGAAUGGGGUCGAGGUGAAGCACGAAGACGUGCAGAGGGAGAUGAAGGCGCUGAAUAUGCAGCUCGACAACCUGUGCUCCUUCUUGCCGCAGGAUCGCGUGUCGGCGUUUUCGAUGCUCAAUCCGCAGGAACUGUUGCAGGAGACGGAGAAAGCGAUCGGAAACGCUGAGAUGUACAAGCAACACGAGCAGUUGAAGGAGAUGAAGGGUGGCAUCGAGGGUUUGGAGCGGUCCGUGGAUCAAAAGACGGCGCGAUUGGAAAAGUUGAAACGCGAAAACGAACACUUGGAGCGAGAUGUCCAGCGGUUUCAAGAGCGCGAAGCGCUCAUCGCGGAUGCGGAUAAGAUGGGUACGAAGAUUCCUUGGCUCAAGUACAACAAGGCGUACGAGUCAAUGGCGCACAUCAAGAACGGGUACGACGCGAUCAAGACCAAGUGCUCCGACGAGAAGCAAAAGCACAAUGUGCUGUUUGCUGAAUACCAGAGAAUCGAGGGGCCGUUCAAAGAGAUCACCGCUGAGAUUGAACAAAGUCGUAGAGCGGUGAAAGCGGAGAAAAUGAAACUGGAGAAGGCGGAGGCGCAAACGAACAAACUUGCGGGUGAGCACAACAAUUUCAAGAGACAACUGUUUGAGGCGCGCAAAGACGCGAAAGCAGCCAAGACCAAGGUGGAGAAUCGUCGUGCCGUCAUCGCCAAGCUUGAGGCAAGCAAGGAUCAGCUUCCAGAGGUGCCUGCAGAUAUCGACGAACGGCGUGAAGCGCUUAAGAGGGCCGCAAAUGAGAAGCAACGAGAAAUCGUUUACGCCGAUGAGGCCCUACAAAACGCAAACAUGGCGAAGCGUCCGAUCCAACAGAAAUGUCAAUCACUGAAGGCUCAAAAGGAAGCGGUUGAGUCCGUGCGAGACCAAAAGCUGGAGAGUUUAUCGAAACAUCCCAAUUUUAGACAAAUCAAGGAGGCGGACGCAUGGGUAAGAGAACACAAACCAACGUUCCACGGUGAAGUCCUCGGUCCGCUGCUCGCGGAAAUGGAGGUCAGCGACCACACGCACCAAAACUACAUCGAGCAGCAUCUUGGUCCGCACGUUUUGGCGACGUACAUCGUCACUGACGAGCGUGACGAGCGUGCCGUUAGCGAGCACAUGAAACGAUUCCGCAUCAACGUGUGGACACGUCGAAGCUCUGAGCAGCACGUGCCUGGAGUGGUGAGCCCUGAACUGAGACAAUCGGGCGUCAUGACGACGCUGGAUAACUUGUUCAAGGCGAAGAGCGUCGUGAAACAAGCGCUGAACGACACGCAUCAGAUUUGCAAGGUGUACGUCGGCGACAACAGGCUUGAUUCAACGACGGCUGAACAGCUGUUCCAUCGGAACCUCGCGACGCAGGUUUACUGUCCGAAGGGUGUUUACGUCGCGCGAAAGUCUCGUUACGCCUCUGGUACUUUCACUAUGAUUCAAAACGACAUUAGGCAGAACAGAUUGUUCGUACGUGAGUCGAGCGGAAACAUUGAAGAAUUGAAGAAGAAACUCGAUGAAGCCAUGCGGGAACUCGAGGCUUCCGAACAAAAGGUGAUACGCCUCCAACAAGACAGCCACGAGAAGAAGCAAAAGGCCCAGGAGAUCAGUAGACAGCGACAAGCUCUCAACAGUAUGGCUCAGGAACCAGAACAGAGGCGAAGACAGAUUGAAAGUCGAAUCGCGCAGAACAAGGCUUUGAUGGCUGAGGACGAGAAAGCGGCCGAUGUGUCGACUCUGGAGAGAAAAAUCGCUAAAGAUCAGGAGGAUAACGACAAGGAGCGAAUCAGGUGGGCGAUACAGAUGUGCGACGCCGUCGAGGCGGAACACGCUGCUUCGAAAGAAUUGACUCUCAAACUACUGCAGAGCAUGGAGAAGCGAGUGCAAAUGGAGGAAACAGAGAGUCGCCUGCGCGAUAUCGAGACAAGAAUCGAAUCUCUCAAGGCUCAACGCCAGGAGAUCAAGGAUAAAUUCGCGACGGCGAAAAAUAAGUGCCUUGUACUGAAGGGCGAGGCGGAGAGCGUGGUGACCCUUACGGACGAAGUGCACAAGAUGUUUGAAGAAUGGCCAGACACUGUGGAGGAGCUAGAGUUCGAGAUUCAGAACCUGCGCGAACAAGCCGACGCGAUUCUGUGCCACAAUCCAACCGUGCUCGAUGAGUUCAACAAGCGGCGAGCUGAAAUGACGUCACUCACAAGAACGCUUGAGAGUGAAAAGGAAGAGCUCGCUAUGAAGCAAAAGGGCAUCGACGACGUCAAGCGCCAGUGGCUGCCGCAGCUGAAGGAGAAGAUCCAAAAGAUAAGCGAUGAAUUUCAGAGCAACUUUGCGCGUAUUGGCUGCGCCGGUCAGGUCACCUUGGCGGGCGACGGCUCUCGUGAGCACGACGGAGGAUUUGGCGACGAUUUCAGAGAGUACUCGCUCGAGAUUCGAGUCAAGUUCCGGCCGAACGAAGACAUGCACUUGCUCGACGCACACCGCCAGUCAGGUGGCGAGCGAUCGGUGACGACAAUGUUGUAUAUGAUUGCGUUGCAGGCGCACACUUCAGCUCCGUUCCGUGUGGUGGAUGAGAUCAACCAAGGCAUGGAUGCGCGAAACGAACGCAAGGUGUUCAAACGCAUGGUCGAGGCGGCGAGCAUCCCGGGUACGCCCCAGUGCUUCGUUGUCACGCCUAAAUUACUCACGCAGUUAGAAUAUAGCGAGGAUUGCACAGUGAUGUGUAUUUUCAACGGCCCUUACGUGCAUGAGAUGGCGACGAAGUGGACGGAGAUGCAGAGAGCUUUCAACGGCGUCGAGCAACAGGCACUGUUGGCGUAG